Molecule: messenger RNA, 1903 nt
Organism: Aspergillus ibericus CBS 121593
Lineage: Eukaryota; Fungi; Ascomycota; Eurotiomycetes; Eurotiales; Aspergillaceae
Product: rRNA 2'-O-methyltransferase fibrillarin-like protein
Exons: 5
Coding region: 108-1763 (551 amino acids)
Biological process (GO): rRNA methylation; box C/D sno(s)RNA 3'-end processing
Cellular component (GO): small-subunit processome; box C/D methylation guide snoRNP complex
Molecular function (GO): histone H2AQ104 methyltransferase activity; RNA binding; rRNA methyltransferase activity
Source: RefSeq, a predicted model, not a curated record
GAGUCCUACUUCCUAUGUAGAGACAAGCACUAACGAUACACUGCUGAUUGCUAUGGUUGAUGAACAUGAGAUCUGCUAAAGCUGUAGUGACCGAAAACGCAGCCGCCAUGCGCGUCCAGGCCCAUGGCUCCGUGUCGCGGACCAUCACCAGCUUAAGGCGAUGGUCCAUCAUCAACAAAGAACUUCCAGUGGUGUCACAGGUUCGAUCUAUUCACGUCUACGAUUUCGACAACACAUUAUUCUUGAGUCCGCUUCCGAAUCCGCAGCUAUGGAAUGGCCCGACUAUUGGGUUCCUGCAGGCUUAUGAGAGCUUUGCGAAUGGCGGCUGGUGGCAUGACCCCAAGUUGCUGGCUGCGACUGGUGAUGGUAUGGAGAAGGAAGAGGCACGGGCUUGGGAGGGAUGGUGGAAUGAGCAGAUUGUGCAACUGGUCAAGCUGAGUAUGGAGCAGAAAGAUGCCCUUACGGUGCUGCUGACCGGCCGCGGUGAGAAUAAUUUCUCGGAACUCCUCCGCCGUAUGGUGGAUAGCAAGAAAUUGGAGUUUGAUCUCAUUUGCCUCAAGCCUGAGGUUGGCCCGAGGAGCCAACGGUUCUCCACUACUAUGGAAUUCAAGCAGACUUUCUUGGAAGACCUUGUUCUCACUUACGACCAGGCUGAAGAGAUUCGCGUUUACGAAGAUCGCGUGAAGCAUGUGAAAGCUUUCCGGGAUUACUUUGAGCAGCUAAACCGCAGGUUACAGUCCGGGCCGAAUGGCGCGAGAAAGCCCAUCAGCUCCGAGGUCAUCCAGGUAGCGGAAGGAUCGAUGUACCUUGCCCCUGUAAUGGAAACCGCUGAAGUGCAGCGUAUGAUCAACUCUCAUAAUCAUUCUAUCCGCAACGCGGCUAUGAACCGGGCCAAAUCCCCGUACGGCCGACUACGCAUCAAGCGGACUAUCUUCUACACCGGCUAUCUCAUCUCCAAUACUGAUUCUGGUCGACUGAUCCGCCAGAUUUUGAACCCUAUGCUGCCCUUUGGGCUUGCUGAUUCUAAUGAUCUGAAAUACAUGGCCAACAGCAUACUAAUCACUCCCCGUCCAGCCCCUCGGUCUAUUCUUGAUAAGGUUGGUGGCAUCGGCAAGAAGCUGAACUGGCAGGUCACCGGGACUGCGUGUUUUGAGAACCGCGUCUGGGCUGCAAGGUUGACGCCCGUGCCAGCCACCGAGAAGUACUACACGGAGAACCCGCAUCCGGUGGUGGUCCUGGCGGUGCGCAAAGGCGCGCGCCCGAUUGACGCUGGCAAGAUCCAGAAUUGGCACCCGGUCCCUGCUGACAAGGCCUUGACUUUGGAGACGGUCGUGGGCGAGAAGGUGGUCCUUCGCGUUGAAGAAGAGAACCCCAACGAGGGCGAGUGGGAGAGUCAGUUCCCGAACAAGAAUAACAAACGUCGCCACCAGCAGGAACGGGAUGAAGAAAUCCUGUAUCCGGAUCAGACCCAGGACGGGCCGCCCCAUAGCCGACCACACUAUAACCCGCGCUAUGGAGGCAAUAACCGUCAUCACCAUGAUGACGGUCCUCGGCGGGGGUCAUAUCGCGGGCGUGGGCGUGGGUCAACGUCGCGCGGCCGAGGCCAAAGCCGGGGCGGGCGUGGCCGAGGGCGUGGUCGGGAUGCCGGACCUCCGGGAGGAUAUCGGUCCCUGGACGAUUAUGGCGGUGGGUACGAGGGGAUUCACUACGAAGAGAAGCCGGGCGGCAACAGCGGGGGUGGCGGACCGGUGAUGAAUUAUUAAGAGGUCGAUGGUUGAUGGACGUCACAUGGCGCAUUGCGUUUUGCGUUCUGCAUGCUGCUUGCAUUGCUGGCUUGAUGCUAGUUCUACUAGGCCUGAUUUCUGCAAAUUAUCAAUGAAUCAAUUCAAUGCUUGAUAGUCAU